AUGGCGCCUCCGUCCAUCAUCGAUACAGGCAGUAACGACCGUCCCAUUCGUGGGAGGGGUGACACUGCUACUCGGAUCUAUUACCAGAGUCCACCACCUAGGGCUGCCAUCACGAAUGACAAUGAUGGGGACGGACUCAGCUCGCGGAAACUCGUGUAUGAGGAUCGAGGCGUGACGGGCAUAUUGCACUCGGCUUCCUAUCCAAAGAGCCACACCUUAUCUCUACUUUCAAAGAAAGCUGCUACGGAGUCUGUUCGCCGCUACGAGMCACGGCACACUCCUCCGGACAGCUUCGAGGCUCAAGACCUGGCCCUCCGAAAAGCAGAAAUCUUACGUCAACAGACGAAGCACGCGAAGAAGAGCGCAAAGCACGUCAAAGUGGCGAAGCCUUCUCGAAGAGACAGUGCUCCGCAAAAUGACCUCGCCACCAUCGACCGGCAAGAGCAGACAGCUUUGCCCACCAUUGAGUUACAGGACGAUUUGGCUCCGGCAAUCCCUAUCUUUACAAAUACUGAACCUGAAAUAACCAUAACCAGUACUGAGCCGCUUUCGCAACGUGAGCACGGAGACCGGGCGAGUCCAAAGCGCGUCAAGCUCAGUCCCAGCCCGGGAUUGAGUAGCCCAGCACAGCCACCACAGGCUCGACGGUCGAAAUCUCGGGCCGGGAGCGAGAACCGGUUCGCAAAGCCCAAGACACCCUCCACUGCGACUGCAGCAGCACGGGCAACACGCGGCGAAAGCGUGGCGAGCGCUCGCUCAACUGACUCCAAAUCUAGCCGCCGGAGUCGAGGCACCAUCAAGGAUGACCUUACGAUCGAUAGCAAGUUUGGACUGGAUGCUGAUGAUCCAAACGAGGUUGAAUACUUGUACGAUGGCAAAUGGUACGAUCAUGUUGGGCAGGGACCGCCAGAUUGGGCGCAGGGCGAGAGACCGAGGAGAAGAGUGGUGGCACAGGCUCCCUCUCGAAGAAGCACUGGAGGAUGGCGAGCAGCCAGAAAUWGAAUGUGCUAUAGAGCUUGGCUGAGAAGCAAUGCGAAAGAUGAGUAUCACGAAUACAACACUGACCCAACUUCGUGUCACACUGUAUUCAGUCGCCUCCCGAGAUCAUUGGGAUAA
Messenger RNA from Ramularia collo-cygni, 1116 nucleotides. RefSeq lists its product as uncharacterized. The record is from RefSeq and is a predicted model, not a curated record. NCBI's taxonomy places the organism in Eukaryota, Fungi, Ascomycota, Dothideomycetes, Mycosphaerellales, Mycosphaerellaceae. The transcript is spliced from 3 exons. The coding region runs from base 1 to 1116 and encodes 371 amino acids.